AUGUCCGACAACACAUACCUUCUCAAGUCGCCUCGCUUCGACAUCGAUGAGGAGCCCGGCGACUGCCAUGCAUCCUCUGGCCAGCAAUGGGUCGGUGCAUUCGAGAGAGUGCUUGGUGACCGCGAGAGUCUCGCAAACGAACGUCCUUCUCGAGCCAUCGCGAAGCCGGUACCUUCCACUAACCCUGUCAUUGGCGCUCGCGAUGCUAGGUCGCUGUCUACACGAGCUGCCACUUUCGAUGAUCUCACCACCGAGCUAUCUCGAUCUACCAUCGUCUCCCGCUCUGCAAGUGCACACUCCAGCAGCCAUGGCUCGCCUUCCUUCCACGCCGUCACAUCGUCAGAAACUUCGUCGUUGCAUCCGGCCCUCAGCGAUAACCUGUCCAUCCAGAGUCUCCCUGUAGGCAUCUCUUCCGAAGCCGACUAUAAUGGCGGAUCACUCACCCGCUUCCGCACCAACUCAUCCAGUGGAAGCGUCUCGCUCGUCUCUCUGCCGCCCUCAUCUGCCGCAUCUACGCACAAUGCCUCGUCCAACACCAGCUUUGGCGCUUCCUUGCAGCCCCAUAACAAGCCUAUGCCUUUGCCACUUCACAUCGGACCACCUCAGCUCAAUGACACAGCAGAGCUCAAAGUUCACUUCCAGGGUCCCUCUCACGUUUCCAUCAACGUCCAGGACUGUCUCCGGUUCGAGCAAAGCUACGUCAACCAUGCACCAUGUGUACACCACAUUAUGGUCACCAACCGCAGUACAGACUGUAGCGCUGUUGUUCGUCUCGAGUCCGACCUUCGUCAAGGACUGACGUUCAUGCGUCGUAAGCGAUCGGCACCUCACAACGAGUUCGAGCCUGUCGCCUGGCCGUCCAACAGCAUCUCUUGGGCCAAAAAUGGUGGCUUCGUUCCUUCAAAUCUUCGAGGCUGGAGGCAUGUGCUAGCCAACCUGGAAAAUGCGGACUCGUUCAUCUUGGAGCCUAGUCAGACCACCAAGGUCUAUGUUGUGCUGCGUCCGGCCGACUUUGUCGAAGAGGCUGAAGCGGAUCGUGCAAAUCACAGCUGGCCGUACAGGAUACCACCAUCGCCAUCGGGUGCAGCUUCGUCAAGUAGGCUCGGCGAUUCCACAGCCACGGUUGGCCAACAGCCUGGUCGCUCGGAUUACAGCCGUGUUCUCUCGCCUGUCUCGACUCCAGCCGCUUUUGGUGAGCAGCAGGGUAGCUUCAGUGCUGCAGUUUCGGAUCAGGAGAGUACGGGUAGUAUGACCGAAGAGCUCGGUCUCACGUCGCCUCACUCAGCGCCUGAAUUGCAUGCUUCGCGCUCUGCAUCGCGCUCACAGCCAGCCAGACCAUUGCAUCCUGCCUUUGGUCUGCGCGGCACCAUCAGCCUUUCAAGCUGGAUGUUGCAGGCCGUUGACAGUGGAGAUGAGACUGAUGCUGAUCCGUCCCUUGCACCAGCACAUGCACAGAGAACCACUCAGCCUUCGUCUUCGACUACGCCAUCAGCCUCUUCGAGACCUACUUCCAUGUACGGCUCGCAAGCGGUCCCUUCCUCCGUCGCCUCGUCCGCCAUCUCUGCUCUGCAGUCACAGCCUGACGAGCGAGAGGUGCAAAAGAUCCGCAUACCUGUCGCUGCUCAGUGCUGUCGACCUUUCAUCGACGCCGCAAUCACCUCCAGCGCUGCUCUGGAUCUCAAUUCCUCGACGCAGACUAGUCACGGCUCCGCCAUCUAUCUCGACUUUGGCGAUGUCAUUGUCGGACAAACACAUUCGCAGAACCUGACGCUUCGCAAUUUGUCCGAAAUCGACUGCUUCUGCCAGGUGAAGCUCGAAGAGGCCGACAACAUGCUGCAGACACCGCCGAUCAGCUUGGUGCAGGCUGACACCGACGAGACAUUGCCAUCCGUCUGGGCCGGUGAUCAGGAGGCCAUGUCUUACAACCCUCUGAUACUGGUCCGGCUCGAGUCCAAGCAAAUCAAAGUCUCGCUCAAGCCCCAAGAGCCUUGUCGUGACUACGAGCAGGUCUUGACCAUUACCUCGUUGCACAAUAUGGCCAACAGCAUUCGCGUGGUGAUUCGUGCCAACAUGCUCGGUACUGCCAAGGACGACGCUCUAUCCGUCCUCUCCGGCGAUUACCUCGACUUUGGCGACUGCUAUGGAGGGCAUUGGACUAAGCAGCUGCUCGUGCUGAAGAACAAUGCUGAUGUGCUGCUUGACGUGUCUUUUGGCGUGCAGAAGGACUACCAGGUCAUGUUUCAGCUUGCCGAACUGGCACCACAGGCUGAAGACGACACUCCUGAUCAGGAGGAGCUUCCACCGAGCUCACACGUCAGCGAGAUCUCGCUCUCAUCUGCUAGCACGGAUGAUCACAGUCGCAUGUCGUCCGUCGCAGAGAGCAGCAGUGCUGGCUUUGGAGCUGAUGGCGCUUCAAGCGCAUACGAGCACUGCCGACAGUCCGACGCUAGAGGAGAGCACGCUGCCACGGCUUCGGAGCUCGCCAAGACGCCUACGCAUCAUGCACACGUGCCCAAGGGAUCUGCUGCAUUAGAGCCACCAAUUUUGGAGCUUCCAGCAGCCGAUAGCGAUGCGACGUGCGACUUGCUGCGUGGUCGAAGAGGAAGUGCACAGACAGACGAAGAUGGCGUUGAUGCCUCGUCGGUUGCUUCUCAGGCCGGGUCAAGGUCGAACUCACCCGUGCGACCAGCUUCACACCCACCGCAGCAGCCACCAGUAGGAACUGACCUUGCGUCGUCUGCUGCAGAAGCUGCGCGAUCUAGCAAGGGCGAGGCACCGCAUCUGCACUUGAUGGAUCGAGUUUACUCAGGCCGAGCCCCGUCGCUUGCCUCGGCGGCCAGUGACUUUGACCAGGCCAGUGUGUCGACCAAUCCACACAGCCAGAACUCAUUCGGCUUUGCUUCACGACCUGCCUCGCGUGGCCGUCCUAUCGAGUCGGAGCGUAUUGACGAUGUCAACUCAGUACGCUCGGUGCACACGGCACUCUCGCAGGACAGCCGUCCAGGCCCAUACCCUGCAAGCUCAUCGAAUACUGGGUCGAGCGCUUCGGCAAGGAAUCAGCAUCGGAAUAACGGUGUCGGUGCCGCUCUAUCAGGUCUACGCAACGUCGAGCAUGCUCAGAGCAACCAGCUCGAGGAGCUGGUGUUGCGGCCAGGUGGAGAGUACCGCGUUUUCGUCUCAUACCGACCCGAGCGUGUGGCUUGGGACGCAGACUUCAGCGGCGGUCGUCUCGUAGAGAAGACCUUCCGCAUUUCGCUCGACUAUUCUCGUGCUCGACUUGCGAAUAUGCGAAGUCGCGGAGGUCGCGAGAGAAGGACGGUUGUCUGUCAUAGCCGCACCUGCACUUCCUUCAUCUCUAUCAGCCCCAAGAUGAUUGAUCUUGGCGAGGUGCAAGUUGGUACACGCAAGUCUGCCAACAUCUCGGUCACCAACCGUUCCGAGCUUACAGCGCGAGUAGAUCUGCGCUUCAUCUCGAAAGUGCUAAGCAUGUAUCGUGACGAGGUGGCCAUCCCUGCGCUGCAGACGAUCGAGCUCAAGGUCGAGUCGUUCCCUCGCAGAGUCAACGAGACGUACAGAAAGCAAAUCACCGUUGCCAACUUGCUCAACCGUCAAGGUGAUCAGAUCUUUGAAGUGCGGUCGCGCAAUGUGGACAAGCAGCGCAUCAGCUUCCAUUCGCUCUUCUAUCGCAUUUUGACACCUACAGGAUCCAACUACGUCGACUUUGGCGAUGUCAACAUCAAUUCGAUGCGCAUGAGGACGUUCACGAUCGAAAACAUCUCGAACAAGAAGCUCUCGCUCGAGCUGAGUCCUGCUCAUCCUGAGGAUGUGACGCUGUACAUCAAGGCUCCUCCUGCCGAUACUGGACGCGAAAGCAGUCCAAGGCUGGAAGCCAAGACUGGUUCCAGCAAAUACAGCGAGGCGCAGCUGACUGAAGUGCAAGGUCCUGGUGCAGAGGCAGCGGAAGGGGCUAACGCUGCUGCUCCGAACGGUACUUCAACCAAGAUCAAGUCAAGCAAGCCCUCAAUGAAAGGUGCCGAUCUGAAAGAGCGUUUCCUUGAGACCAUCUCUGUCGACUCUCCCACUUCCGUUCGCACCGAGAACGCGUCUUGGAGGUUGGCACAGAAGCACAGCCACUAUCGCAAAAAGGAGGAUGGCAGUGUCGCAUCCACGCAGAGAAAGGCGAAUGUCUCUGGCAAGCCCAAACCCGCCAUCAACAUGGUAUCAGCGCUCAAGAAGGGAGGCAAAGGCAGAAUCACAGUCAGCUACGGCAAGACGAUCACGUUCAAGGAUCGCACGCUCAUCAGCGACUUCGAGUAUCUCGACCUUGCUUCUGGUCAGCCUGUUGACGCACGCCGUAUCCCAGCCAAGAGCAAGAAGUAUGCGCUCCUCGAGAACAUUACCACUGGUGGCAAACCGAAGAGCCUUGGUCAAGCUACUGGUGCCAGCAAGCAUGCAGCACAGGAUGAUGAGACCGGAAACAGUGUUGGCGGAAACGGCAAAUCCAAGUCGAGCGGGAAGACCAAGUCGAGCCUCGCUGCGAAGGAGAAGGCGAGCGAGACACGAUCGGAGACUGGGAGCGGUUCUCUUUCGCCCAAUCUCUCCGCGUCGAAAGCUGGAUCCUCCAUGCCUCGGCUUCCUUCGCCUUUGGCCAACGACAUCAUUGCCCAUGAUGCUAAGCGACGCACUGCCUCUGUAGUGAAGGAGUCUGCACGUCAAGCCACUGCUUCCAGCACCGGUAGCAAGUCUCAACCCGCUUCAGCUAUCCGUCAUCAUGGUAAGAGCUCGAAAGAAGGCAAGGUGGGCGAUUCUGCAGCUCGUGUCCACUUCUCGCCUGCACUGACCGGCAAGCGCAAAGCGCCGCCAGUGCUCUCGAACCCAGUCGACGUCUCACGCAUGUCUCUCGAAGACCUCCUGGCCGCUGUCGAAGCACAAACGAGCAUGCUCAGCACCUUCUUCCUCGGCAGUCCCGAAGCAGAAGAGCAAUUCGUUCGCGCCGAGAUCAACCUUCGACGAGAGUUGCAGAGUUCCAUCGACUCCGGAAAGCUCAUCCCGCUCGAAGUGUUAGAGGUGGCACCGCAUUCCGAAGGUCAAGUGAUUGCAGUCUACCACCCGAGCGGCAGCACACGACCUCACAUCCAAGGCAAUGCGCGAAAGCAAGACUCGCGCAUCUUCAUGCGUCUCAUUGAUUUUGACAUGAAUGUGGUUCGACAGUCGGAAGAGUUCUCAGGUAUGGCAGAGCUCGAAGCGGAUGAGCUGCCUGUUCGUGAUCUCAUGCUUCGCAGCAACACGUGUCGCAGCUUGCUCGAGCUCGGUCAGCCGCACAUCAACUUUGGUCAUAUGGAGAAGGGUGAUUCGAAAACACGCAAGAUCUUGAUCCAGAACCGCAGCGAAUGGGCAUUGCGCUACUGCAUUCGCAAAUCUGGCAGCAUUGCAUCGGGUGAUAUCAAGCUCAGCUCGGGUCGAUACGGCGUUGUUCCUGGUUAUGGCAAACGCGAAGUCGAAUUUGUGUUCUCACCGUCGAUGUCAGGUCCAUUCCAAGAGAAGCUUGUCGUCGAAAACGUAGCUGAUCGGGACAAUGACCAGACUGUCGUACUCAAAGCUAAUGUCCGCAAGACGCCGAACUUCGCCGUUGACCCCAACGCGAUCAACUUUGGCGCUGUAAGUCCGGGCAAGCUUUCGACGCCGGAGAGUUUCGUGUUAACCAACACCACGGGCAAGACGAGAUCGUUUGUUAUCGCCAUCGACGGACACGAUCUGCUGCAUGCAAGGUGUCUUAUCGAUGUAGGGUUGAGUAUGGCUAGUGAUGAUGAGGUUAGAGGGACACUGAGUAAGGAAGAGGAGGAAGAGAUCGAGAAUCUGUCGCAGAAGUUAAAGAUCGCUAGUAGGAAAGGGAACGCGGAUAAGGUCAAGAAGUAUGAGGAGAGGUUGGCAGCGUUAGGUGUCAAACUUCCAAGUCUUGCCAGUGGAGCGCCGAGCGAGUCUGGCGAGAAUGCGGCAACAACGAGCGCAACGGACGCUGGCCAGCAAGCAGAUGGCGAAAAGGCAGCAGCGGCACAAUCCGAGGCUACAACCGCCGCAGACUUGACUGUUGCUGCAAGCACAACCACCACCGCAGGCAGCGUUAGUGUGGUUGUCGAAAAGCCACGAGAACUCAAACGUAUCUCGUCAACAGUCACUUGCACGCUCGGUCCAAACCAAAGCAAGCGUCUCAUCUUACGAGUUCAACCUUCUGCAGUCCAAUCUGCUAUCCCAUCCAACACGAGCGAUCCAGGUGAUCGUCGAACGCACGAUCGAUCAGGGAUGGAAGAGGUCUCCGUGCCCGUAAAGGUGCAUGAGGUGAAGAAUCAGGACGAGACAAAGACGGUGGUCCUCAUGGCGACUGUUGAGUUUGCGUUACCUCAGUGUUCCGUUAAGGCGGCGAAAGCAGGAUCAGGGACGGAAGUGGAAAAGUUCCCGGCUGAUGCGGUGGUGUUUAGCUCUUCAGAGUAA
Molecule: messenger RNA, 6489 nt
Organism: Ustilago hordei
Lineage: Eukaryota; Fungi; Basidiomycota; Ustilaginomycetes; Ustilaginales; Ustilaginaceae
Exons: 1
Coding region: 1-6489 (2162 amino acids)
Source: RefSeq, a predicted model, not a curated record